Messenger RNA from Pocillopora meandrina, 4464 nucleotides. The record is from the annotation of a GenBank genome assembly. NCBI's taxonomy places the organism in Eukaryota, Metazoa, Cnidaria, Anthozoa, Scleractinia, Pocilloporidae.
AUUUAGAGUUGACCUCACAGAUGUGUCCGUCGUUACACGUGUCUUUUGUUCAAUAUCAUGAGCUUCAGUACAAGGUAUGAUUUCUAAAAGAUAAGAAUAGAAAGCGACCUUUUGCCAUAGUUGAUUAUUUAAAAACGUGUGAUUGCUGUUGUUGUUGUUUUUUUUAUACGGAUAUAUCAGUUCACUUUUUCAGUGAGUUCUUUAGGUUUGUAGCCCGCAUUCAAAGCUUGGCAGCUGGACGAUUCAAUUGAAAAUGUGACCUAUCAGUCGCAAAAAUUAUCUGGGAAUCUCUCAAAGCCAGACGAUUCUUUAAGCCUCAAAUGUAUGAUUUUGCUCAGGAAAAAGGAAAAUGUCUGAGUCAUUCUGCCAGCCAGCCAGCCAGCCCUAUCCCUCCGAGGGAAAAACGCUGAAUGGUCAGGAUCACUGAUUUGGCUUGCGAGAAGAAUUUUUCAGAUCAAACUGAGGCAAUUGUAGGCUUAACUUAUUGUAGACUUGAUUCAAGUUUCUAUCCAUGAUGUUGAUCGAUAUUUCAGGUGGCUUGAUUAGUUAUUAAUUUAAAGAAAAAACAAACAGAGAACGAAGCAAAAAACAAAGAACAUUCUAAUUCUGAGGUGUACAGCAAACCUUAAUCGAUUUCAUAUCGUUAGCAGCAAGGGAUUAUAAACUGUUUACAUUCUCUUUCUUAGCAGUCAGACCAAAACGUUUCAAACACUAAAUUCUUUGGUAUCAGAUACAUCUUGUAGCCUAUACGAGGGCACGCACCCCCCGGGCUUACAAAGUUUUCAAUUAAGGUAAUAAACUAUUGUGCACCAUGAUUUCAUUAAAAUUUCUUUCUAUGUACUUUUCUUGGUGACCGAAUUUUUCAGCAACUGACGUCUUUUUCCACCACGCUAAACAUUUGCAAAAGAUGAAAGAUGGUAACUUUGAGCUAUUUUUUUGAAUUUAUUCGCAAUUACUUUCACUCAUAAAAAAAGAGACAAUUUGUCUUAGCACGAGUACCGCAGCUACCACUCAGCGGGGGCGACGAAUCAAGCUUCCUAUAUAAACAUCAAUUUACUCUUUUAGAUGGAUGAAAACAAGACCGCAGAGGAGUUUGGUCAUUAUGAAAUUAUAGAAGUUGUAAUGGACGUUGGUUUUUGGAAUAGACGAAACAACUUAGAAAUGAAAAAGACUAUUGUUGCCAUUUUCACCCAGAAUGAACCAGAUCUCUUACAAAGACAACGAAUGCGAUGGGAAAGCUCUAAAUUAAUCAUAUGUUCGAUUCACAGACACAAUCAAAUUGACUCAUGACACAAAACAAAGAUAACAUUUGGAUAAAAUUAACAUUAAAAUUAAAAACAAGAAUUAAUUGUGGAUAAAAAUUUACUCUUCACAACAAAUUAAAAAAAAUCCUUGCUGCUAGAGGACUUUUUUCCCCUCCCUUUAAAAUUGCUCAUGUUUGUGUCACAAUCUUUCCUUCUAUGUAGGAUAAAACACUAUUUUGUCUUUAGCAAAGAACUGAAUGAUUUUCGUUUAAUUUGUUGACAGUCAUUAAUAAUGUGAAGACCGGCAAGAAAAACUUAAAAGUUUAAGUAGUUAUUGUUGUAAAUAUCCGCUGUUUUUUCCACUGCUUAUUUAAUUUUUCGGAAGAAUAAUUGAUCCAAGAAUCAUCUUAUAAAGGAAUUGGGAAAUUAAUCACGUUUAGGAACAUUGGAAAAUCCCAGCGCGAUUCAAUCUAAUUCUUCAUCUCGUGCCCAGGCCAGGCAAUGAAUGCUAACAAGAGAUCAUAACGGGACUUACGACCCCUUGAUGCUAAAAGAUAGCUUCUUUGUAAGAAAAGCUAUUACUUUAUACUCAGGAAAUGAAAAAACCAAAAAUAUUUUUAGACCAAAGUACAUGCACUCAUUAAAGUGCCGCGUUUCAUCUCAUCUUGAAACCACUAAGAUGUUUAUAUUGAAUAAAUUAACGAUGCGGAAAUGUUAUUCACCCUGUUGUUAAGUUUAAAGUUAGCGGUCUGUACCGAUGAUAUUACUUGCCGUGAAAAAUAAAUUCCAAAAACCUUGGCCACGGUUGUUCGAAGGUUAAAUAACGCGAUCCACUGGAUAAAACUUUAUAUGGUGGAUAAUGCUAUACGUUUUGCUAUCACUCAUCCGUCGCAUAGCAAUUUAUUCGUUAGAUAGCGUCAUGCAAUCUUUUUACUACUGAGCCAUGAUGAUUAUAGAAAGAGGUAACUAACAGACUGGUGACCCUCCAGUCCAGUGUUUUCUUUCUUCCUUCUCUCGCCCUCUCUCUUUCUAUUUUUUUCUGUUUAUGCUACCUCAACUGAACAUUCCCUGGACUUGAAAUAGCGGAAGACUUUAAACAAUUGGGCUCUUACAAAGUGAUGGGUGAUUUCCAGCUUCCUUGUUUUCGUUGUCUGAGUUGAAAAGAUUAACCUUAAAGAAUUUUUUAUAUGUUAACAUUUAUUUGCAGUUUGCGAAGCGAAGACAAAUACGUGUCAUCUUUCCUUUGCAAACUGUCGUAUUGGAUCGCUUUUUUGAAUAUCUUACUUAUCAUAUACUUAUCACAUGAAUAUUUGUUUCGUUAUUGGCUUUAGGCAUAUCCCACGGCUACGUCUGUACACGAACAAACUCGAUUAAGUGGAAAAGGACUGAAAACAGAAGAAAUUAGUCAGUGUUCUGUUUUCAAUAUCAUGAGCAGAAUCAGGAUUUUCCCGUGUAACUUCCUGUUUCACUGCAAAUUAGAGUGUUUACAAGAAGCUGUCUGCUACCUCAGCCAAUUGAAAACGAGCUUUCAUUUAAUCCCAAGCGCGCCAUCUGCGGCUAUUCCUAUUGUAAUUAAAGUUGUCUUUUGUUUUCUCACAGCAAGGUGUCACCGACGUCACGAGAUCCAUUUUCGGCUCUUCGCAUUGAAUCUUAUAAUUUACGUGAUGUUCAAGCUAUUAGAUGAAAUUGUAGUGGAUAAAACUACCACACACUAUAUGCUCAUUUCCCCUCCUCAUAACACUCGGAUCGUCUGCAUUGAACAACAAAAGAAGACUUUGCUUUUGGACGUGCACUUUAAAAAUUGAUGGCGCAACUCUCAUCCAUCUCGAACGCUUCCAUCAACACCUCGAUUGUACAACCUACAGUUGCAAAGGCAACAGAUCAAGAUAUCUUGGCUCUUGAGUUGAAAUCGAGACCUGUCUUGUUGGUAGUUUUGGAGUCAUUCGUUCUCCUUUUGAUCGAUUUCGUGGCGUUUUUUGGGAAUUCAAUGGUUUGCCUCGCCUUUUACAAAAACUCAAGACUGAGGAUUAUUCCAAAUUACUUCAUCAUCUCCCUGGCGCUAACGGAUCUGCUAACUUCAGUCUUUUCGUUGCCGUUUUCGGCAGGAGCACUAAUUCUCAGCAGGUGGCCCUUCGGUGAUUGGGCAUGUCAACUGCAAGGCUACUUCGUAUUCGCUUUCAGCAUCGCUUCUUUACACACAAUGGCGCUAACUGCUUGCAACAGAUACACCCGAGUGGUUCAUUCAAAUCUAUACCCAAACCUUUAUACUUCCAAACUGACCAUGACCUCUGUUUUUUUCGUCUGGGCAUGGGCUCUCAUCUGCAGCGCUCUUCCUUUCAUCCUUGGCCUUUCGACGUUUAAUUUUCACCCUGGUACCGUGAUCUGUUACUCCACCCCGUCAUUUACGCCGGAAUUUAUUGCCCUCUUCACCAGCACGCUAAUUAUUAACAUACCUGUGCCUAUGGCAGUUGUUAUUAUCCUCUACCAUAAAGUAUUUCGCGCCAUAAGUCGUCAGCGUCUUAGGGUCUCAACUGAGAGAGGACUAAGGAUCAGCAGUAGUGUCGAGGACAUAAGACUUGCUCAGUUGUUGUUCGCGGUAACCUUAGGGUUCUGUAUUUGCUGGGGUCCUGUAAUGGUCGUGGAGUGUAUUAGAUUCAUAGAUUUGUGGACAGUACCGCGCCAAGUGUACCUUGUAAGCACGUACUUUGGAGCAACCAGCAGUGCUAUAAAUGUUUUUAUCUAUGGAGUUAUGAACAGAGCAUUUCGUGUAGAGUUUGUCAAGAUCUUGUGUUGUAAGAAAAAAUUUUGAGCGAGGUGCAGACAAGACAGUAAUUAUUUAAGGAAAACAACGAAGACGACCGUUACGUAACGAAAAUGCUGCGCGAGAAAAAAUUUUACACAGUAGCAGAAUAAUAACUCUAAAAAAUUAAUACGAUAUAAAAACUUUGUUUAGUUUUCAACAAUCCUACAACAAAAAACAGAAAAAAAAAGAAAGAAAGAAAAAGAAAAGAAAGAACGAGAACUUGAAGUCUUAAAAUUGAACGUGGUCGGAGAACAGGAAUCAUAACAGCAACUUAUUUAAGUUUCAUCUCUGAGCUCGGCGGUGCAUUUACAUGAAUACUAAUGAAAGAUUUGGUGACGCAGCGAUACGGUCAAAUAGGUGUAUAAGUAAUGGGUGAGUGGGUGGGCGAGUUUAGAAUAAGCUAAGAGGCUUAGAGAG